Bradysia coprophila is the source of this 1694-nucleotide messenger RNA. RefSeq names its product polypeptide N-acetylgalactosaminyltransferase 5-like. NCBI's taxonomy places the organism in Eukaryota, Metazoa, Arthropoda, Insecta, Diptera, Sciaridae. Gene Ontology annotation, biological process: protein O-linked glycosylation. The record is from RefSeq and is a predicted model, not a curated record. Gene Ontology annotation, cellular component: Golgi apparatus. Gene Ontology annotation, molecular function: polypeptide N-acetylgalactosaminyltransferase activity.
AUGAGUCAUUGGACAAAAACUCCUCAGGUCAGAAUACAUCCAACGUAUUACGGAAAUAGCCUGCACUCGGACUGGUCGUUUAAUACUUCGAAAAAUUACAACGAAUCGAACAUCUACAAAUGGAGUAAACCGAUACGAGUUUCCAAUGUAACUUGGCAAGGAGCUGGUGAAAAUGGAACAAAAUUUGUUGCCAGUGCCGAUUUAACGGAAUUAAUGGAUCAGCUUAUCGAGCAAGAAAAUUACAAUCUACUGGCAUCGAACAUGAUUUCCCUCCAUCGAUCAUUACCAGAUUCUAGGUCGGAUGAAUGCAAGAGACUGUCUUAUCCGGAAAAAUUACCAAACACCAGUAUUGUGAUCAUCUUCCACAACGAGGCGUGGACACCUCUAUUGCGUACGGCGUGGAGCGUAGUCGAAAGAUCCCCGCCCGAACUAAUUAACGAAAUUAUUCUCGUUGACGAUGCUAGUACCAUGUCUGACUUGAAACGACCAUUAGAUGAUUAUAUUGAACAGAUACCGGGUCGCAUAAAAUUAAUACGAUUAUCGAAACGCGAGGGGCUCAUUCGGGCUCGUCUAGUCGGAGCAAAACAUGCAUCGGGCAGUGUCCUUACGUUUUUGGAUGGUCAUAUAGAGUGUAAUGAAGGUUGGUUACAGCCUCUAUUGGCACGAAUCGCAAACGAUCGUUCUGUAAUUGCUGUUCCAUACAUGGAUGCUAUUUCAUCUCACGAUAUGAGCUAUCGUAGCGGAAAAAAUGCUAAAAUACAUGGAUUUCGUUGGUCCUUGAUAUUUGAUUGGAUGCCUGUUCCGGAGAGAGAACGGAUUCGAACAAAGUACGAUUAUACCGCUUCAAUACGAACGCCGACAAUGGUUGGAUGUGCCUUUUCCAUUGACCGUGAAUUCUUUUUCGAAAUUGGUUCAUAUGACGAGGGUAUGGAUAUUUGGGGGUCCGAAAAUAUGGAAAUGUCUCUAAGAGUAUGGCAAUGUGGCGGUUCCAUGGAAAUGAUCCCAUGCUCACAUGUUGGCCAUUUAUUCAGAAUAUCAACAUAUUCUUUUGAUGGCGAUCCCCUUCUCAUAAAAGGACGGAAUAAUGUACGAUUAGUAGAAGUUUGGAUGGAAGAUGAUGCGAAGCGUAUGUUUUAUGCUACAAAUAAUUAUUGUCAGAAUGUAUCUGCUGGUGACAUAACUCAGCGAAUUGAACUGAAAAAGCAGUUGAAAUGUAAGGAUUUUCGUUGGUAUUUGGAAAAUGUUUAUCCAGAGAGUAUGCUACGGAAAAAAUUUGUUGACUUUGUUCAGAUUAGGAACGUAAAGGUAAACAAGUGUCUUGAUAUAUAUCCCGGCACUGAACAUACCUCGCUAAAAUUGUACAGUUGCCAUGGGCAUCGUAAAAAUCAACUGCUCUUCCUAACGAACGAUCAAAUGAUCGUUACACGUAGACAAUUUUGUGUUGGUGUGGACGAGAAGCAACAUACUGUACAGCAAAUGUUAUGUAAUUAUGACGAUUCAAACUGGUGGAGAUAUGAAAACGGGACGAAGUGGAUAGUACAUGUACCGAGUGGACAAUGUAUGCAAGCUGCACAUGCACGAGUAGUCUUAGGAAAAUGUGAUACUUCUGAUGAGACAGUUAAAUGGAAUAUCGAAUCUACACCAUGAACAACGAAACAAAUGAAGGAGAACAAAGAAACGGCAAGUCAACUGUU